Messenger RNA from Thermochaetoides thermophila DSM 1495, 2220 nucleotides. RefSeq lists its product as uncharacterized. The record is from RefSeq and is a predicted model, not a curated record. Lineage: Eukaryota; Fungi; Ascomycota; Sordariomycetes; Sordariales; Chaetomiaceae. Gene Ontology annotation, biological process: DNA-templated transcription; regulation of DNA-templated transcription. The transcript is spliced from 3 exons. Gene Ontology annotation, cellular component: nucleus. Gene Ontology annotation, molecular function: transcription cis-regulatory region binding; DNA-binding transcription factor activity, RNA polymerase II-specific; zinc ion binding. Bases 1 to 2220 code for a protein of 739 amino acids.
AUGGAGAGCCCCGAGUUUGUUGCCGGCGUGCGGACCCACGCCGCGAACGGUACCGGCGCCGGCCCUACUAGCGUCAAGCGCAAGCGUAGCACCGUGGACAGCAGUCCGGCCAGUGCCGCUGAUCACGACAGCGCCGAGGCGCACGAUCAAGAACACCGUGAUCAUGAGGACCGUCACCCGCAGGGCGAGGCCUCGCCAGAGACCAAGACACGACGCUUGCCUGGUGUGAAGCGUGCUUGCAACGAGUGUCGACAGCAGAAGCUCCGUUGCGAUGUCGUCCAAGAACCUUUCCAGAGUUGCUCGCGUUGCAACCGUCUUAAGCUCGAGUGUAAGAUCGAGUCUAACUUUAAGCGCAUUGGCAAACGUUCCAAGCAUGCCGAAAUGGAGAAGGAGAUCGAGCGCCUUCGCCGCGCCGUCCAGAUAGCAAAAGCGCAAGGCUUUGUUCUUGAGGAUGAAGAAGAAGCCAUGCAGUCUCAGCUGCAGUCACCCGCUGUUGCCAGCCACUACACACAUACCCGCAACCCCUCCUUGAUAGGCUCGGAUGAGGCCGUAUCAUCGCUUCUGCACCUCAAGCGGGGCGGUGGUGCCUACAUUAUGCCGCGUAUCGUUCGCGAGCUUGACGACUUCAGGCUCACUGAGGAUGAAGAACGCCAACUGUUUCACCUGUACUGGACCUGCUAUCACCCAUUCCUGCCAUUCCUGAACGAAAAUCAAACUCCAGAUCAGUAUUACCAACAGCAUGCCUUGCUGUACUGGGCCAUCAUAGCUGUUGCAAGCAGGCGGUUUGGUCCAGAUCCCACGGCCAUCCUCAACAAGCUGGCCACUCCCUUGAACAAGCUGCUGUGGACCACUAUUGGUGAUGUUCCCCAGACCUAUUAUGUCGUCAAGGCGCUUUGUCUCCUCUGUGCUUGGCCUCUGCCGACCAGCACAACGUCGUCUGACCCCACACAUAUACUCUGUGGUGUCAUGAUGAAGGCGGCCACCGGCCUCGGCCUGCACCGGCCAAACCAUAUCAAUGACUUCUCUCGCUUCGCUGUGGAACUCAACAAAGAAGGCCUACAUGACCGCAUCAAGACAUGGGCGGUAUGUAAUAUUGUGGCUCAGACUGUUGGAACGGGCUAUGGCCAGCCAGCGUCUACAUUGUACGACUGGACUUUGGCUGUGCGGCCCAACGACUCGGGGCCUUACUCGCUGGGCCCUGAAUUGGAGGCUAGAUUGCAGAUUGAACGUUUCUGCGAUAAAGUCUCCAAGGAGAUGUACAGCUGUGCCAGCGACCCUCGCGGUGUUGCUGGCGAUGAGCACCGCGCCAUGUUGAUGCGCGUGUACAGGCGAGAGUUCAAUGAGCUCCAGGCCUCAAUUUUGUCCCAGAGGUUGUCGCCUGUUGUGGUUCUUCAUCUUAAAGCUGCUGGUCUUCACCUCCGUCUAGCAGGCUUCUUCGACUCAAGCAGCACGCCGGGUUACAUGGAUGAUUUGAUGGCUCUCUGGAGGGCAACCACAAGCUAUUUAGACUAUAUCCUUGGUCCUUCAAGGGAACAGCGGGAGCAAUGCCCUGAGGAGUACAGGUACCAACUCCAAGACGGCUACCUCCUGAAAUAUGCCACAAAUUACAUCCAGCAAAUGCUGGUCGCUGCAGGCUUCUCCCUGCUCAAACUCAUGCGCUCGUUCUUUGUCAAGCAGGUUGACUACGCGCGAGGCAAAGAUCUCUUUCACAGGACCAUUCAGGCUAUUAGACAGACUAGUGUGGUUCAUAACGACCUGAACUGGAGGUUAGCUGAGUUGAUGGUUAUUCUCUGGAAUGGUGCCAAGAUCAAAGACCCUGCGGCGCUGCCCGACGAGCCAGAGAUAGAUGACAGUCUUCAACUUAAGGUCCGCUGCCGACACAGCAUGAGUCUGGUGUUCGAUUCCAUCUGGCACUGGAGGGAAGAGUACCAGGCCAGAGGACGAGGCACGCUCGACGCCUCGUCGACUCAUUUAGACAGCACCCUGGCUUCGUCAACUCAGGCACUUCCUAACGCUUUUGGCCUUACAGCGGCCUCUAACGGUUCCCUGACACCCGGCGCUAGCGGCGUGGCCAUGGCCAACGGCGCCCAGGGCUCUAUACUGGGCAGCGGCAUGAACUAUGACAGUACCUACGACCUGUGGGAUCCUCAGCACUGGAUGUUGGACGGCCUUCUCGAUUUCAACUAUACCUUUGCUCCGGCCAUAGAAGGUGCCCAGUGA